This is a messenger RNA of Oncorhynchus nerka (sockeye salmon), 3495 nucleotides long. RefSeq lists its product as uncharacterized. Lineage: Eukaryota; Metazoa; Chordata; Actinopteri; Salmoniformes; Salmonidae. The record is from RefSeq and is a predicted model, not a curated record. The coding region runs from base 254 to 1120 and encodes 288 amino acids. The transcript is spliced from 4 exons.
GUCAACAUUCAUACGAAAAUCUUUAGCUAGCUAUCAACCCUCGACCACUGGUUCUAUCAGUAAGGUUAGUUAAUAGUUACUUGUUAAAAAUGUAUGUUUUCCCCUAGCGAUUUAGCUUGCACACUAAAGGAAACGAUGUGGGUCAUUUUCAAAUGAGCUGAAAACGUGCAGAAUCGUAUUGAGAUAGUAGUAGUCUAAGUCCCGAUUGGAGAAGGGCUCUUCCAGUGGAGCAGCCUGGAGUGAGUGACCAACCAUGGGCCGUCUGGACGAUGCUGCCAAGUGCAAGGUGGUGGAGCUGCGGCAGGCGGGUCUGAGCUUCCGCAAGAUCAAGGCGGUGCUGGAGCUGGAGAACAUCCGGGUGUCUGCCCAGGCCAUUUACCUGUACCUCAAGGAGUUCCAGAGGAAGAAGGUUCAGAGGGGUGGUGAAAGUGCUGCAGCCACAGACCCACAGACCACACCUGGGGUUGGAGCAGGGAGGGGAGAUGGUGGAAGCCGGGAGGGCUGGAACGACCAGCAAAUAAGGAAUCUACUGAGGGAGGCGUCACGCCACGCAGGCUAUGUUGCAGCGUCAGAGUUCGCCAAGCAGUGUCCUGGCUCCAAUCCUCCUGAGGUCAGGGGUCAGGGGCCGUCUGGGACAGGAAGCGAAGGCGCCAGCAGAGGACAGAGCAACAGGACAGAGAAACCGGAGGAAGGGAACAAGAAGGAGGAUGAGGAUAAGGACAUCCAGAUUGUCAGUGUCACAUCAUUGGCUCAGAACUCUCAACAGAGGGGUCUUCCACCCGCAGGAGCAGCGGCUGUGACUGUGACAGGCGCCUACAUGCGUAAGAGAGCCACGCCCUCGCCAGCUACUAACCCCAUACUGGCAGCACGCAAAAGGCUUCUGGAUAAGGCUUUGUCUCAUAGAGCAAAGAUAAGAGACUCUUCUUAUCAGUCCUACCAGCAAGUAGCAGCUCUGCUGAGAAGAGAACAGUCUAAUGCUUCUGGUUCUGAUGUACAGAGACCUGUGGCAGCAGAUCAACCACAGUCCUAUGACCCAGUCACUCAGAGGCUUACUCAAGUGAGAAACAGAAAAGAAAAAUCAACCAAGAAAAAUAGAAGAAAAAAAAAAAUCGACAAGUGAUAUAUGCUUUUGUCUCCCCCUUUUGACACCCAUAAGGGUGUCACUUUGCAAAAACAGGAUAAAACGUUAUUGUUUAUUGACAUGUAAGAUAUAGGAUAAAACGUUGGUCAUGGAAAACAGAGUAAAGCAGAGCAAAGCAUUAUUAUAAACCAUCUGGUCUUCUCAGCUACUCCUAUCCUGUACCAGGUGGGCUCCUUGCCACCCCGGGACUCUAAACCUUCACAUAAGAGAGGACAAGUUAUAUCGUACACGUUAUGUAUUUAAGAAGUUAUCAUUCCACAACCUCACCCACAGCAAACCAGGGGUCAUCCUCAGUCAGCCCCAUCCUCCCCUGAAAGCUUGAUUCAGUAUCAGCAUCUCCAACUGGAGCAUCAAGCAAAGGCAUCAUGCCUGAAGCCUUCACCACAUCUGUAACAGACUUCUUAAAACACGGUAUGAUGCAAGCAGCACAACACAUCAAUAACAAAAAUACAAGAAUUAGGGUCAGAAAUCCAGUAACCACCAUACUAAGUGUACUUACCAAACCAGGCUCCCAACCAAGAGAACAGUCCAGACUCCUCCACCCCCGCCAUGGUCCUCAUCUCAGCAGAUAGUGCAUCAAGCCCACUAAGGGCCUUAGAUAUACUACCAUCUGGACUGGUGUUAUUAGGAAUAUACGUGCAACAUUGUUCACCGAACAUCUUACAGACACCCCCCUGACUGGCAAGAAGCAUAUCCAAAGCAAGUCUAUUCUGUCUGGCAACCCUAGAUGUGGCCUCAAGCUGUUCAGACAUACCAGUGAGUGCAUCACGGGGGUAAUUCACAAAACGCUGUUGAUCAUAGUAGAUGUAAUUAAUCCAUGCAGUCUGUCUAGCAUCCACUAUGGCUGGACCCAUAAUAGGUAGUAAGUGUCAGAGUCCAUCAUUCCUACCCAAGGCCUGAAACUCAUGAGGAACCCCCACUGGCACUCCCAACAGGUUAGUGUGUAUGUCAACUACAUCCUCUGUCCAUGGAGCACUACGUCUAUGUCUCCCAUGGGAUGGAAUGUUUUCACGUCCCCUGGAUACAGAACCCAACAGCUGUUCAGAAGUAACAUCAACAAUGGUCAGUGGAAUUAUCAAACUGGUCAGAGCACACGUACCUUGCCAGUCUCCUCUAAGAAUGGGUCUCAGUACUCUUUUGGGUCCACAUAUCCACCACACAUCAGCCAGACCACUAGUUUGGUUUAGGCCUGUAACUGGCCAAGUGGAAUUAAUGGUUAUGUUACUACUGCAAUCAGCUUCAGGCAAUCUCCCAUAAUCGAUGCCAUUACCUGUACCCGUGAUGUAACUGUAAUUGCCCCCAUAUGCCUUAACACCCCAAGGGGCCCGAUGAGGAGGCACUGUAGGAAACACAAGGCUCAAAGAGGAACAGAGAGUUGAAUUGGGCUGAACCUGGUAAAAACCUCUCAGAAUACACAACCACCCCUCUCCUUCUCCUAUAGCAAAUGGGUGUGUAGCCAGAACAGGUCUAGCAUGACCAAUGUUUCAUGUAACUCAUGCAGUCCUUUCUUUUCAGGGUCUUAGCUGUAUACCUCAUAUAAGACAGCCACAAAUUGUCCCUACCAUCAAAACCAGUCUCAGUGCCUAAUUGAUCAAUAGCUGAAUAGUCUCUAACAUUAAUUACCUGAAUGGGAUUUUUAACACAGUGGUGGCAGGUUCGGUCCAGGGGUGGUAGAGGAGUGUGUCUGGCCUUGGUUCGUCUGGGACCUCUGUGGUUUUGGCAGUACCUUAAUAGAAAACACACCCAUCGUGUCUGUCCCGGUCCUUUGUAGUCCGAGGGUGUAAGUGCCUGCAUCAGAGAGCUUAAUAGUUUUGAUGGUUAGUAGGAUUUCAUCACCUUUACAGAGUUCAACAGUGCUCCCAGGUUUCCCCCAUAUCAUGGAAAACCUAUCCACAUUUGUGGGAUCCCCUAUGCUAUAAGGAUACCCUCUUCUCCAAUCCCAGAACUGUCCCAAGUUGGUUAUCAUGUAAUCCCCAUACGGACACCCUCCCCCAUUACACAGGUACACUGGCACCCUCCUAUACACAGGUGUUAAAACCAAACACAAAUAUCUCAAUUUCUUCCCUGCCCUGUUGGCUCAAAAUAUGUCCCAAAUACUUAACAUGAGUCUACCACAAUUAAAACUUAUCCUAGCUAAUUUUCACACCUCAUUCAUCAGAGAAGAUAUGACACUAUAAUGUACAUUUCACUGCCUUUUUAUAUUAAAAGCCCUUAAUAUCAGUAUUACAAAUGACCCUAGAUUCUCCAUCCAAAUGGCUUUCCAAUGAGGCUGAUCAGACCACAAAGGAAAGUUACAAUGGAGUUCAUAAGUCAUACCACCCCUCCAAAGAAGUGUUUCUUACUAUAUUAAACAU